UUUCCACCACCAUGUCUUGUGUACAUUAUAAAUUCUCGUCUAAACUCAACUACGACACGGUCACUUUCGAUGGCCUGAACAUCACUCUGGCCGACCUGAAAAGACAGAUUAUGGGUCGAGAGAGACUCAAAGCUGUCGACUGCGGCCUACAAAUCACCAACGCACAAACUAAAGAAGAAUACAAAGACGACGAGGCCCUGAUAUCCAAGAACUCCUCUGUCAUCAUCAGAAGAAUACCCAUCGGAGGAGUCAAGGCUUCAAGCAAGAUGUAUAACAUUGAGCGUUUUUCAGAACAGAAUCACUUCCCCGUUCAGAACCUCCCCGUCGGAUCCUCCAAAGGAGAUCGUUCUUCAGAACACAGUCACUUUUCCGUCGGAUCCUCUAAAGGAAUUGAUGAUCAUGCUUCAUCUAUAUCACUGGCCCAACUCUCAAAGACGGCGAACCUGGCGGAGGCCAACGCAUCGGAGGACGACAAGAUCAGAGCCAUGAUGUCACAGUCCAAUCACGACUACGACCCCAUACAUUAUGUGAAGAAGUUGACGGGGCCCCCUCCAGCCAACUACACCUGUUAUCGCUGUGGCAAGAACGGACAUCACAUCAGGAACUGUCCUACUAACGGGAACGAGAAAGGGUUUGAGCCGCCCCAGAGGAUCAAGAAGAGUACCGGCAUCCCCCCGUUCCUUCAUGAAGGAAGUGGACGACCCGUCUAUAAAGGGAGCCAUGUUGACCAACACCGGGCACUACGCCAUCCCUACGAUAGACGC
Oncorhynchus tshawytscha (Chinook salmon) is the source of this 764-nucleotide messenger RNA. RefSeq names its product E3 ubiquitin-protein ligase RBBP6-like. Gene Ontology annotation, molecular function: zinc ion binding; ubiquitin protein ligase activity; nucleic acid binding. Gene Ontology annotation, biological process: protein ubiquitination; ubiquitin-dependent protein catabolic process; mRNA processing. The record is from RefSeq and is a predicted model, not a curated record. Gene Ontology annotation, cellular component: nucleus. NCBI's taxonomy places the organism in Eukaryota, Metazoa, Chordata, Actinopteri, Salmoniformes, Salmonidae.